Molecule: messenger RNA, 888 nt
Organism: Emiliania huxleyi CCMP1516
Lineage: Eukaryota; Haptophyta; Isochrysidales; Noelaerhabdaceae
Product: mitochondrial uncoupling protein
Exons: 1
Coding region: 1-888 (295 amino acids)
Source: RefSeq, a predicted model, not a curated record
AUGGCGAGCCUCGCCGAGAGCAUGGCGCUUCCCGCGGCGGCGGGCGGCCUCGCGGUCCUAUUCUCCCACCCGCUCGAGCUCACAAAGGUGCGGCUUCAGCUCGACAACGAGCUCGCGGCGAAAGGCACUCCGCGUCAGUACGCCGGCUUCGUCGACUGCGUGCUCCAAAACUUCCGCGCGGCUGGCGUGCGAGGGCUGCAGCGCGGCCUCUCGCUGGGCGUGACGCGCGAGGUCUGCUUCAACGCCGUCCGGAUCGGGCUGUACGACCCGAUCCUAUCUGCCUCCGGCGCGGUGUCUGGCCGCGGCGAGCGGGCGCCUUCGGCGCGCGAGCGGAUGGCAGCCGGCUUCACGUGCGGCGCGCUCGGCGGCUGCUGCGUCAACCCGAUUGAGGUGCUGAAGGUGCGAAUGCAGGCGUACGGCGGGCUCACCGGCCACCAACACGCCAUCCCGAGCCCCGCGGCCGGCCUCGCCGCCCUCGUGCGCGAGGAGGGCCUCGCCGGCUGCCUCCGCGGCGUCGGCACCUCCACCGCCCGCGGAGUCCUUGGGCCCGGCUCGCAGCUGAUCGCGUACAACGAGCUCAAGGCGGUGGCGGUGGGGCACGGCGCCGACCCCGCCGCCGCGCCGACGCACGUCAGCUGCGCGCUCGCCUCGGCCGCCGUCUCGGUCGCGUGCGUGAACCCGGUCGACGUGGUGCGGACGCGGGUGUACAAUGCGCCCGCUGGCCUGUACGCGUCCGGGGCCGACGCCGCGCGGCGGCUCCUGCGCACCGAGGGCCCGCUCGCGCUGUACAAGGGCUCGCUCACCCACUACCUGCGGCUCGGGCCGCACAUGGUUUUAGUCUUCGGUAUCCUGGAGAGGCUCAAGUCGAUGCGGGCACGCUCGUCGUGA